AACAAAGUUGGAAAGAGAUGGAUGGAGUACCAAGGCCUAAACAAUUGGGAAGGUUUGCUUGACCCAUUGGACAACAAUUUACGUGCAGAAAUUCUUAGGUAUGGGAAUUUUGUGGAUGCUGUUUAUAAAUCCUUUGAGUUUGACCCUUCUUCUCCUUCAUAUGGCUCUUGCAAGUUCCCAAAUAACACACUUUUGGAUGAGUGUGGUUUGCCAAACACAGGCUACAAGGUAACCAAACACCUAACAGCGACCUCCAGCAUUCAGCAACCUCGUUGGAUGAACAAGGCACCAACAUGGGUCACAACCCAAUCGAGCUACAUUGGAUUUGUGGCAGUGUGUGACGACAAAGAAGAAAUCAAGAGACUAGGUCGAAGAGAUAUCGUUAUUGCUUAUAGAGGAACAACCACAUGCUUGGAAUGGCUUGAAAAUUUGCGUGCCACUCUCACCCACCUCCCAAUGCCAUGCAAAAGAUGGACAACCUUCCACAAAGACCAAACUCAAACUACAACCCCCAUGGUUCAAAGUGGAUUCUUGAAUCUCUACACCUCACCAUGUAAGUCUGAAAACUCAGAGAGUCUUCAGCACAUGGUGCGAAAAGAGAUUAGUCAGAUCCUUCAAGACUAUGCCGGUGAACCGUUGAGCCUAACGGUCACCGGCCAUAGUCUUGGAGCAGCGCUGGCUACUCUUACGGCAUAUGACAUCAAGGCUACCUUUAUUAGUCGGUUGUCGAUGACAACGACCGUCGUGUCAUUCGGCGGUCCUCGUGUCGGCAACCGACGUUUUAGGCAGCAGUUGGAGAAGCAAGGGACGAAAGUUUUACGUAUAGUGAACUCAGAUGAUGUUGUAACAAAGGUGCCGGGGCUUGUGUUGCAUGUGGGUGAAGGCCACGAGAUGAGAGAGCAGAGUGGACACGUGGCAGAAGUACAAAGGUGGAUCAACAAGAUGGAGAAAAUAGAGUGGCUGUACGCUGAAGUUGGGAAGGAGCUUCGCCUUUGUAGCAAGGACUCGCCGUACCUGAACAGAGUCGAUUUUGCCACGUGUCAUCAGUUGACAACUUAUCUCCACCUUGUCGAUGGUUUCGUCAGCUCCAAAUGUCCUUUCAGAGCCACUGCGAAGAGGUUCCUCCCAUAGUGAUUUUUAUGGUGCACGCUCGAUCAUGUAUAUAUAAUAUAGAUUUUUUUAAUUUAUUUUUUAUUUUUACAAAAUUAUA
Messenger RNA from Cajanus cajan (pigeon pea), 1210 nucleotides. RefSeq names its product phospholipase A(1) DAD1, chloroplastic. Gene Ontology annotation, biological process: lipid metabolic process. The record is from RefSeq and is a predicted model, not a curated record. Gene Ontology annotation, molecular function: glycerophospholipase activity. NCBI's taxonomy places the organism in Eukaryota, Viridiplantae, Streptophyta, Magnoliopsida, Fabales, Fabaceae.